Molecule: messenger RNA, 3110 nt
Organism: Lampris incognitus (smalleye Pacific opah)
Lineage: Eukaryota; Metazoa; Chordata; Actinopteri; Lampriformes; Lampridae
Gene: tkfc
Product: triokinase/FMN cyclase
Exons: 17
Coding region: 87-1826 (579 amino acids)
Biological process (GO): glycerol catabolic process
Cellular component (GO): cytosol
Molecular function (GO): ATP binding; glycerone kinase activity
Source: RefSeq, a predicted model, not a curated record
CGGAAGAGGACAUGUGGGCGUGUCUGGAUGUCUAGCGUGAAGUUCAACGUGCCAGAGCUAUCGGAAGCGUGAAAGAAGGCGUGAAAAUGAAGGAGAAGCUGAUAAACGCGGUGGACAGCUGUGUAGAUGAGGCGUUGUAUGGCAUCGUCAGGGCCAGUGGGAAUCUGUGUUUGCUGAAUGGUCACCGUGUUGUGGUCCGAGCAGACUUGGAGAACCUCAGGGGUAAAGUGGCCCUUGUUUCAGGAGGUGGUUCGGGGCACGAGCCAGCACAUGCAGGUUAUAUUGGUAGUGGUAUGCUAUCAGCAGCAGUGGCAGGUGGAGUAUUUGCCUCUCCUCCUCCUGCAAGCAUCCUGGCUGCCAUCCUCUGUCUGCACAAUGCAGGAGCCACCGGGGUCCUUCUGAUUGUAAAGAACUACACCGGCGACCGACUCAACUUCGGCUUGGCUGCCGAGCAGGCCCGUAAUCGCGGCGUCGUGGUUGACAUGGUGAUAGUUGCGGACGACUGUGCCUUUGACCAACCCAGCAAGGCUGGGAGGAGGGGCUUAUGUGGCACUGUGUUCAUACAUAAGCUGGCAGGUGCCUUAGCAGAGGAAGGUUGCACAUUGGACCAGAUUGUCUCCAAGGUAACAGAGACAUUGAAGGGAAUUGGCACACUGGGGGUGAGUCUAUCUCCAUGCGCUGUCCCUGGCAGCCAGCCUUCGUUUGACCUACCACCUGGAGACAUGGAGCUUGGACUGGGUAUUCAUGGUGAACCUGGAACCAAGAGGUCAAAGGUGGUGUGUGCAGACGAGGUGGUGAAGAUCAUGAUAGAUCACAUGACCAACCCCAACAGCCAAUCACACCUGCCACUGAAAUCAGGUGACAGGGUGAUUGUGUGUGUGAAUAACCUGGGAGCCCUGUCUUGCCUAGAGAUGGCUGUGGUCACUAGAGCUGUUGUCAUCUGUUUGGAGGGUCGUGGGAUGGCGGUUGCCAGGUUGAUGUCGGGGUCAUUCAUGACAUCGCUGGAGAUGGCAGGGGUGUCACUGUCUCUGAUGAAGGCCAACCAGGAAACACUGAAGCUGUUUGAUGCUGAGACCAGUGCACCGGCAUGGCCUAACCUCAGUGGUGUGUGGGUGAGUGGACGUGACUACACCAUCAAAGAGCAAGCGGUGGGCUCACGGCUGCAACACAACACACACAGUGAAGGCCCGCUGAGCCCUGUGAUGCGAAGGGCAUUAGAGAGAGUCUGUUCAACCCUGCUUCAGCGUCAGGAGGAACUCAACUCCCUGGACCGAGCCUCCGGGGAUGGAGACUGUGGCAACACACACGCACAGGCAGCUAAGGCCAUUCAGGAGUGGCUCCAGAGCCAUGCGGUCCCUGGUUGUCCAGGGCGGCUGCUUUCUGUCCUUGCUGGACUGGUGCAGGAAAAGAUGGGCGGCUCUUCAGGAGCUUUGUACAGUCUUUUCCUGACCGCAGCUGCUGGUCAUGUGACUGAGGGGCGGAGCAAUGGUGCAGCAUGGGCUAAUGCAAUGCAUGCUGGGACACAGGCCAUGAGAAGAUAUGGUGGUGCAGACCCCGGUGACAGAACAAUGUUGGAUGCAUUGUGCCCUGCAGUGGAACAUCUGAAGACGUGGACAACUGCCCCGCCUGGUGGAGAGGAGAUGGAUGUACUGCGGGCUGCUGUCCAGAAAGCAGAGUUGGGGGCAGAGUCAACUCGUGACCUCACAGCAAAGGCGGGGCGAGCCAGCUACAUCGCCACUCAGCAGUUGACCUUGCAGGAUCCGGGCGCCGUGGCGGUAGCCGCCAUCUUGAGAGCCGUCCUGGAGUCACUGGAGGAGCAGAAGUAACCACCAACCAUCACAGUCUGACCACAUAUUAGACAUGUAUUGGGUGCAGUGAUAUAUCAACCAGUAUGUGUGUAAAUCUUUGUGUCGGCUUGAUAGCAGCAUUAGUACUUAUGCGCAAAUAUUAACUGGUCAUUAUGUAUGACGAUAAAUCCACAAUUGGAAAAUUAACUGAUGUCAUGUCUUCAGUCAUUAAUUUGGUUCCUUAAAUAUCUGUAUCUCUGUAAAAGCCCCGAAAAGUCCAUUGUAGAUUAUGUUUUUGGCCGCCGCUGCAGCUGUCAUUAAGGGUGCAAAUACACAACUUUAAAAAAAUAAAUCCCAAAUGGUGAUGUUCAUAUACAGAGAAUGUACAUGUGGCUACUACACAUCAUUGUAGCUAUAGCAACAGAUUCUGAUGUCAGCCCAUUAGCAGUUUGGCUAAAGUAUUAGCUGGCCUUGUUUGAAGCUGCCAUCACUUUUUUUUCUUUUUUGUAAUAAUGUUAAUUGUAUGGGGCAACCACAGAUGGAGAUAGGUCUGAUUUAGAAAUGUAUCGCCCCUGGCUGUGUGUUGGAUAAUCAGGGUGGGUCAGAUAUUAUCACCAUAAAUUGUGUCAAGUAUCUCCUACCAAAGCUGAGGUGUUAACAUGACAUAUAUGUGUGUGUGUGUGGGGGGGUUCACCACAUCACCACAACUUCCUGUAGCGGAUCCAUCUGGAAGUGUUCAGCACAUCUGUGAUAUGUACACUAGCUACACAGAUGGCACAAGAGGUCAUAACAUCAUACUCGGUGGACUGGUAAAUAUCUCGAGAAGAGCCAAGAAAUUAUCUUAGUUCCCUACAGCCCACAACUCACAAACUCACCAUAUUAUAAUAAUAAUGCUGAAUAUACAUAGUAAGUAUUUAACUACAUUGCAUGUUAUUGGCAAUGAGAGAGGGACUCAAUGAGAACCGCAGGUGCAAUGGACUUCCAUAAAUAUCUACAUGUUCGCAUUCAAUCAAGAGUUUCCAGUCGGGUCCAUAUUCUCAACACACAGGCGUUCUCACAAACAGUAUGACUGACUGUCAUCGUUGACUAUACAGGAAUAUGUACACGGUAGACGAAUGUGGUUUCUGGGUGAGAGUGUUUGAGUUGCUAGUUUUGCCUCUUUGCCAUGAUCCAUUGCACACAGCAGCUAAUCUAUAGACACAUGUAAUGUUUGACAUUCGUAGAACAAGCUCUGCAAUCAUGAAUGAUAGCCAGUGUUUCAUCUCUCUCAUAAUUUACAUCUCUGAAGCCAAUUAAUUCUGACUAAUAAAUUAUUUUCCCAAA